CCUCGCCCCGCCCCCACCAGGAGUACACCUUCCCAGUCCCGGGCGGCGGGCAGAUCCUGGCAACUAUGGUCACGCCGGGGCUUGUAGUCGGGCUGCUGCUGCCGUUAAUCCUGUGGGCCGACAAAAGUGCAGGUAUUGGUUUUCGCUUUGCUUCAUACAUCAGUAAUAACGUGGUGCUGCAGAAGGAGCCUGCUGGGGCAGUGAUAUGGGGCUUCGGUACUCCUGGAGCCACAGUGACCGUGACCCUGUGCCAAGGUCAGGAAACCAUCAUGAAGAAAGUGACCAGUGUGAAAGCUCACUCUAAUACCUGGAUGGUGGUACUGGAUCCUAUGAAGCCUGGAGGACCUUUUGAAGUGAUGGCACAACAGACUUUGGAGAAAAUAAACUUCACCAUGAGAGUUCAUGAUGUCCUGUUUGGAGAUGUCUGGCUCUGUAGUGGGCAGAGUAACAUGCAGAUGACUGUUUUACAGAUAUUAAAUGCUACAAGGGAGUUGUCUAACACGGCUGCCUACCAGUCUGUCCGCAUCUUCUCCGUCUCCCCCAUUCAAGCAGAGCAGGAGCUGGAGGACCUUGUUGCCGUUGACUUGCAGUGGUCUAAGCCCACUGAAGAAAACUUAGGCCAUGGAAAUUUCACGUACAUGUCAGCAGUGUGCUGGCUCUUUGGGCGUCACCUGUAUGACACUCUGCAGUAUCCCAUCGGUCUGAUCUCCUCCAGCUGGGGCGGGACACCCAUUGAAGCCUGGUCAUCUCGACGGUCACUGAAAGCCUGUGGGGUCCCUAAACAAGGAUCAGUUCCAUCUGAUACGGUAACUGGUCCUGCGAAGCACUCUGUUCUCUGGAAUGCCAUGAUCCAUCCACUGUGCAGUAUGACUCUGAAAGGGGUGGUAUGGUACCAGGGGGAAUCCAAUAUAAAUUAUAACAUGGAUCUGUACAAUUGCACAUUCCCUGCACUCAUUGAAGACUGGCGCCAGACCUUCCACCAUGGUUCCCAGGGGCAGACGGAGCAGUACUUUCCAUUUGGAUUUGUCCAGUUAUCUUCAUAUUUGUCUAAGAUACGCUCAGAUGGUUUUCCCCAGAUCCGUUGGCAUCAAACAGCAGACUUCGGCUAUGUCCCCAACCUAAAGAUGCCCAAUACUUUCAUGGCCGUAGCUAUGGAUCUCUGUGAUAGAGAGUCGCCUUUUGGCAGCAUCCACCCUCGAGAUAAACAGACUGUGGCCUAUCGGCUGCACUUGGGAGCCCGGGCUGUGGCUUAUGGUGAGAAGAAUUUGACCUUUCAAGGACCACUGCCUGAGAAGAUAGAACGCUUGGCUCACAAGGGGCUGCUCAAUGUCACAUAUUACCAGGAAAUCCAGGUGCAGAAAAGGGACAACAAGAUAUUUGAGAUCUCCUGCUGCAGUGACCAUCAAUGCAAGUGGCUUCCAGCUUCCAUGAACACCUUCUCCACCCAGACCCUGACCCUGACAAUCAAUUCUUGUCAUGGCACUGUGGUUGCUCUCCGCUAUGCCUGGACCACAUGGCCUUGUGAAUAUAAGCAGUGUCCCCUGUAUCACCCCAGCAGUGCCCUGCCAGCCCCUCCCUUCAUUGCGUUCAUCACAGACUAGGUUCCUGGUCAUCAGAGCAAUGUUGCCAAAUGACCGUUUCAAUAUAAUCAGAGCUUAGCUAUAAGGAUGGGCUCUUUAGAUUUUAGCAUUUAGGAGUUUCAUUAAUAACUGUUGCUUUUAAAGGAAAUUAAUAGAAAGCCUCAUUGAAUGGCUUCCAGCUAGCACAUGGCUGUUUCUAUAUUCUGAUGAGCCCAGGCUGGUAGGUAACUUGAAAUGCUUGCUUUUAGUCCCUUAGUCUAAGGUCUGUUUUGGACAAAUUCUGAACUACGGACAAAUUGGACCUCAAUGUCAUUCACUUCCCUCAUAUUAAUGGGAGUGAAAUGUCUAAUACUUUUGUCCCCUUUUAUCCAGAGUUGUGGGAUGUUAGGAUUGGAAGAGAUGUUAAAGGCCCCAUAGGCCAGCUAGUGUUCACAUGUUCUUUACAAAAUUUCUGACAGGUGGUUACUGAAUCUCUGUAUGAACUUUCCAUUCAAAACUUUCCAAGUUUUUCCUUAUGUGGAACUGAAGUCUUUCUCCUGUGAAACUUUAUUACUAUCAGAGUCUUUCAGAUAAUUUAAGACAGAUCUAUUUGUAUUCUCUUCAAGCCAAAACCAGUUCUCUUCCUUCAAUCUAAAUAAUGAAAUAUGAAUGUUUAAGAAAUAAGAAACACAUGCAGGGACUUUGGGAGGUGCUAAGGGACUGCCCUAGGGAAUGAAAAGCAAGGGCCAGGUGGUAGUAACCCAGGGAAGGCACUUGGGCUGCCAUAAACAGGAGAGCUGAGAAACUCUGGUUUAUGAAAACAUGAACACAGGGGCAACAGAGGCAAAUGUGUCAUUCAAGUUAAAUAUAAAUCUCAGACUCUUUAAAGGUAAAAGGUUUAAGGAUAAUCCAUCUGGGAGAAAAGCGUGAGGCUGAAAGUAAAGCCGCAUAACAAGCAUGUAAAAAAAUAAUGCAGAUGAUACAAAUGUGAAAGAGGCCUUUUGUGUUUAUUAUUAAUAAUCUUAAUGCAGUUUAUUGAUGGAUUAAAAACAGCUAACGGUACUUGAAAAUUAUAUUACCUAUUAGAAGUUAGAAAUAAAAGAAUGAUCACUA
Sapajus apella (tufted capuchin) is the source of this 2672-nucleotide messenger RNA. RefSeq names its product sialic acid acetylesterase (gene SIAE). NCBI's taxonomy places the organism in Eukaryota, Metazoa, Chordata, Mammalia, Primates, Cebidae. The record is from RefSeq and is a predicted model, not a curated record. The transcript is spliced from 10 exons. Bases 66 to 1601 code for a protein of 511 amino acids. Gene Ontology annotation, molecular function: sialate O-acetylesterase activity. Gene Ontology annotation, biological process: carbohydrate metabolic process.